AUUAGUAGUGAAUAGUUAUAAAAGCAAGUCUUAAUACGAUUUACUAUAUUAUUUGUCUUUAUUUCUCAUUUAAGUUGUGAAAUCGGAAACAAACUGUUAAAUAAAUAUUUGUAAUCAGUUCCACGGCAUCCUUGGGAUUGUUUUGACAUGAAACAGCCUGCGUAUCAGAAACUGCAAGCAGGUAGUAGUUCCGGUUGCGCUGACUCACCUAUUCGAUCAGUGUUUCGUUCUCUAGCUUGGGUGACAGCAACUGUUUUUAUAGCUUUGGGAUUGUAUCAUAUUUCCACAAUGGCUUCAAUUUCCAAAACUCCAAUUACGAUAGCUGAUCAGGCAAAAGCUGCAGCUGCACUUCAGAACUUUACUGUUUCUUUGUUCCAGGCAGUCGGAAAGCAUCAUAGCCCAACAGAAAAUGUUUUCAUUUCUCCUUUUAGCGUUGCUGCAGUUUUAAGUAUGGUAGGUGUUGGUGCCAGAGGCAAUACAGCUGUACAACUAAAGAAAUCAAUGGGCCUUACAAACUAUGUAGCUGAAAAUGGCAAUAGUGAUAGUGUGAUUGGAAGCCUUAUUCAAAGCAUCAAGGGUGAUGAAAAUUUUACUCUCGAAGCCGCUAAUCAGCUUUACGUUGCCGAAAAGUAUCAGCUCACUGAAGACUUUAAACAAAACUUGAAUGACAAUUAUGGAGCCGCUGGGCAAACUGUUGAUUUUGCCGUAGAUGCUUCACGCACAAAAAUCAAUGAGUGGGUGGAAGAAUUCACCCAGCACAAAAUUAAAGAUCUUCUCCCUGAAGGAUCGGUGAAUUCUUUAACCAAAUUGGUGUUGGUCAAUGCCGUCUAUUUUAAGGGAAAUUGGAUGCGAAAAUUCGACUCGUCGCUUACCGCAGUAGAACCUUUCUAUUUAGGAUCCAAAGACAAACAAAAGAAUGUUAAUAUGAUGCAUAUUGAUGCGGAAUUUCGCACUGGAUACAUCGAGAGCCUAGACGCUCGACUUUUGGAGCUGCCCUAUGUGGGUCGGAAGUUGAGCAUGUUCAUCGUACUUCCCAACAAAAUUGAUGGGUUGCCUGAAUUGGAAUUGAAAAUGCACGAGGCUUCUCUGGACGACUCCAAUGUAGAAAUGCGUAGUGCUAAACUGCAUGUGGCUAUCCCAAAAUUCAAGCUGGAUGCUGAUAUUAAACUGAAAGAUAUUUUAAUCGAAAUGGGAAUAGCUGAUUUGUUUGACGCAAACGCUGCUGACUUUUCUGGAAUAUCGGGAGAGAAAGACCUUUUUGUGUCCAAUAUAUUCCACAAAUCAUUUAUCGACGUCAACGAAGAAGGAAGUGAGGCUGCUGCUGCAACAGGUAGUACCAGUAGAAAGAAGAGAUCAUUGAAUUUCGAGGAAGAUCAGAUAGUGGAUCCUUUUAUCGCUGAUCACCCUUUCAUGUGGCUAUUACGAGACAAUGAUUCCGGCAUGUGGAUCUUCCUCGGACGAUAUGUUGACCCAAUUUUCAUUCGUGCCAUUCCCGAAAUAACACCAACCCACCAUAAUGAUGAGCUUUAAGCAUAACGGUUUCGUUUAAGCCAGCUUCUGGGAUCCGUGUGUUCCUUUUAAGUUUUGAGAUUUGGCGCAGUGAUGAUGACUCGAAUGAUGAUAUUCCCUCUGGAGCCUCCUGCACCAUUUGUUGCUGAUCAUCCUUUUUACUAUUUCAUUCGGGACAAUGUAACAAAGUUGAUCCUCUUUUCCGGGCGUUUGGCUCAACCCCCC
This is a messenger RNA of Daphnia pulicaria, 1734 nucleotides long. RefSeq names its product leukocyte elastase inhibitor-like. The record is from RefSeq and is a predicted model, not a curated record. The coding region runs from base 148 to 1530 and encodes 460 amino acids. Lineage: Eukaryota; Metazoa; Arthropoda; Branchiopoda; Diplostraca; Daphniidae. Gene Ontology annotation, molecular function: serine-type endopeptidase inhibitor activity. The transcript has 8 exons.